AUGAAUGAGAAGAGGAAGAAUCUGCUGGCGAGCAAGAUGGAGGCUGAUCGCCAUGAGGCCUGCAAGUGUGGAUCUGUGUCUACAGCGUAUGAUGGAGAAGGGGAUUCUAGUCUGGUCGAUCCAGUGACAGACAGGGCCACGGCCCUGAGGGGAUCCUGCCCCUUCCUUUUCCUGACCCUGGCCCAGAACAUUGUACUACCCAGCAGCUGCCAGCGGUUUGUGAGCGAACACGUUGAUUUCCCCAAGACCAGACCCCCCACUGACCAGAGCUACUGCAAAGCCAUGAUGCGGCGCCUCAGCCUGACCCACUCUGGCUGCAGACCCAGCAACACCUUCAUCCAUGCUCCCACCAGACAGGUUGGAGCCAUUUGCAGCCGCAAAGGGAGAUGCGUCUACCCCAGCCUCAACCAGUGCGACAGCCUCACAGCCUUCCGCCUCACCACGUGCCUGCUGGUGUUCAGCCCCCGCCGCCCACCGCGCUGUAUAUACAGGGAAAUACCCCAGACCCGCAGGAUCCGCGUGGCCUGUAACCAGCAGCAGCAGCCCGUGCACUUCCUCAGAAUCCUGUAG
Molecule: messenger RNA, 570 nt
Organism: Mauremys mutica (yellowpond turtle)
Lineage: Eukaryota; Metazoa; Chordata; Testudines; Geoemydidae
Product: ribonuclease-like
Exons: 2
Coding region: 1-570 (189 amino acids)
Molecular function (GO): nucleic acid binding
Source: RefSeq, a predicted model, not a curated record